Molecule: messenger RNA, 1514 nt
Organism: Aplosporella prunicola CBS 121167
Lineage: Eukaryota; Fungi; Ascomycota; Dothideomycetes; Botryosphaeriales; Aplosporellaceae
Exons: 2
Coding region: 6-1358 (450 amino acids)
Source: RefSeq, a predicted model, not a curated record
CAACCAUGGCCGACCCCCUCCUCCUCUCAGACGACGCGUCCUACCACUCCUCCUCGGACGAGGAAUUCCACCCCACAGCCGCCGCCGCCGCCGCCGCGUCCACCAGCUCCUCUGCCGACGAAGACGAAGACACCGAAGAAGUCGACACGGUCCCCGUCUCCGCGCCGCCCCAGGCCCGCGGCCGCAAGCGCAAGCGCACCCUCCCAACCACAACUACCAUCAGACGCAACGCGCGCACUGCCCGCGCCAGCAAAAAAGCCACUGCCGACGACGACGAUGCCCUCGACUCCGGCGACGAGGCGACCAUCGCGGCAGGCUCCCGCGCCAAGCGGCGCCGCGGCGACAAGGCGGGCAGUAACGACGGCAUUCUCCUGAGCGACGCGGACGAGGAGGGCGGCGAGGGCGGGCUGGUGAAGACGCGCGCCCAGCGCCGCUUGGGGCUCGAGCAGAAAGAGCGGCGGCCGCUCGCGCGCAUCGACGGCGCCACCGCAGACGUAGACGCCAUCUGGGCGCGGCUGAGCCGCACGUCGGCGCGGGAAGCGCUGCUGCGGCCACCACGACAGACGGGCGAGGGGGAGAGCGGCGCUGCUGCUGCUGCUGCAGGCGCAGCGACGCAAGAAGCACCCCACCACCCAGCCGGCACCAUCACCCUCAAGCGCAGCUACGUCUUCGCCGGCGAAGUCGUGACGGAAGCGCGCGUCGUGUCGCGCGACUCUGCCGAGGCGAAGCUGUAUCUCGCCGAGCAGGCGGCCAAGGAGGCAGCAGCUACCAACCAAACCAAGACCAAAGCCAAAGCCGACGCCAAACCCACCGACGCCGACGCCGACGCCGACGCCAACGCAGCAACACCCACACCCACACCCACAGACGCAGAAGUAGGCGCCGAAGCUGAAGCAUCCACAGACGCAGAAGCACAAAAAGCCCCUCCCCCACCACCCCGCCGCCGCCGCCCGCUCCGCCGCCCCUCCCGCUUCGACCCCAACCCCACCGCCGAGGUGCGCGGCAUCCCGCCCGCAGCGCAGCUGACCUGGGCGCGGCGGCGCGCGCUCUUAAACCCCACCACUUCCGCCUCCCCCCCCUCUCUUCCCUCCACCAAUCCCAACUCCAACUCGACCGCCCCCGCCCCUGCCCCGGUCCCCGGCGUCGGCGCUGCCUCCGCACCCAAACUCAACACAGUGGCCAAGUCCCGCCUCGACUGGGCCGGCUACGUCGACAAGACGGGCAUUGCGGCCGAGCUGGACGAGCACAGUCGUGCCAAGGAGGGCUAUCUCGGGCGCAUGGAGUUUCUGGGCCGGGUCGAGCGGCGGAGGGAUCAGGGCGCUAGGGCUGGUGGUGGUGGUGGUGGUGGGGGUGGUUAGGUUUGUGUGUUGUGUGGGACGAGGAGAAAGGGAGUGGAGUGGAAUGAAUGAAUAUGAAUAUGAACAUGAAUGCAGAGAAGCAUACAUGCAUGAAUGAUGGAUGGAUAGAUAUGUUAUAACAUAGCAUAGGUAACGACUUAUCCACCCGCGCACGCC